Messenger RNA from Marmota monax (woodchuck), 4162 nucleotides. It is a transcript of the gene Gpr160, whose product is annotated as G protein-coupled receptor 160. Bases 505 to 1521 code for a protein of 338 amino acids. Gene Ontology annotation, cellular component: plasma membrane; signaling receptor complex. The record is from RefSeq and is a predicted model, not a curated record. Lineage: Eukaryota; Metazoa; Chordata; Mammalia; Rodentia; Sciuridae. The transcript is spliced from 4 exons.
UGGAGCCAGCUGGGCGCGGUGGGAUCUGGGGGCCUUGCUCCCUGCCCUCCCCUCCCCUCCCCGGAGUGCCCAGGGAGGGGCGGAGUGGGCGGGCGGGCACGCGGGCCCCGCCCCUACCUCGGGCAGUCACCUGGGGCCAGGCCCGGCAGGUGCCUGGGCUGCGACCUCGCCGCUUGUGGGCUGGGAGUCUGUAAGCCCGACGCCGACCUCGAGCUGCGAGCCGCGGGUGGUCUCGGGAGGUGGCAGCAAGCAGGGUCCCGCAUUCGGGAGGCGGCUGCGCCCAUCGGGCCUCAGAGGAAGGAAACACGCUUUCUUCGUCCCCCACUGUGCAAACGCUCCGGGCUAACUCACAUAACCUUUUGGUAUAGCACAAUGAAUUCAAGGGACCAGCAGUAACAUAAAAUAGGAGGACCAUUAGUCAAGAGGACCCCUUGGAGAGGAUGGAAAGUGCAGCAGUGCUUUAUCAUGCAUUUCAGCAGGUCUUCUUGAAAUAAAACUAAAACUAUGACAGCUCUUUCUCCAGAGAACUGUUCUUUUCAGUACCAGUUACACCAACCAGACCAUCCUCUAGAUGUUAAUAGUCUGUUGUAUUUGAUCAUACUUGGGAAAAUAUUGUUGAAUAUCCUCACACUAGGAAUGAGAAGAAAAAACACCUAUCAAAAUUUUAUGGAAUAUUUUUGCAUUUCACUAGCAUUCGUCGAUCUUUUACUUUUGGUGAACAUUUCCAUUAUAUCCUAUUUCACAGAUUUUAUUCUUUUAGGCAUUAGGUUUACUAAAUAUCACAUCUGCCUAUUUACUCAAAUUAUUUCCUUUACUUAUGGCUUUUUGCAUUACCCAGUUUUCCUGAUAGCUUGUAUAGAUUAUUGCUUGAAUUUCUUUAAAAUCAACAAGCUUUCUUCUAAGUGUCAAAAGUUAUUUUAUUUCUUCAUCGUUAUUUUAAUUUGGAUUUCAGUCCUUGUUUAUGUUUUGGGAGAUCCAGCUAUUUACCAAAGCCUGAAGGCACAGAAUGUUUAUUCUUACCAGUGUCCUUUUUAUGUCAGCAUUCAGAGUUACUGGCUAUCAUUUUCCAUGAUGCUGAUUUUACUUGUGGCUUUUAUAACUUCUUGGUCAGAAGUUAUUACCUUGAUCCAGGCUAUUAGGAUAACAUCCUAUAAGAAUGAAACUAUACUAUAUUUUCCCUUUUCAUCCCACUCUGGUUAUACUGUGAACUCUAAAAAAAUACUCUUGUCCAAGCUUAUUGUCUGUUUUCUUGGUACCUGGUUGCCAUUUGUACUACUUCAGGUUGUCAUCAUUUUAUUUAAAGUACAAAUUCCAGCAUAUAUUGAGAUGAACAUUCCCUGGUUGUACUUUGUCAACAGUUUUCUCAUUGCUGCAAUUUAUUGGUUUAAUUGUCACAAGCUUUACUUAAGAGAGAUCACACUACUUAAGGAUCCGUUCGUCAACUGGAAAUGCUGCUUUAUUCCACUUACAAUUAAUAAUCUUGAGCAAAUUGAAAAGCCUAUAUCAAUAAUAAUUUGUUAACAUUUCAUGUUAAAACUAAUUAAAACAGCUACAACAAGAAUCAGAAUUGUACUAGUAAGAAUGGCAACUGAGGACAUACCAGAAAAAAAAAAAAAAAAAAAAAAAGAACAGAAGCUCUUUUCCCCUUAACUUUUUAUAGGUUUUUUGGCAUAUCUUUUAGGGCUAUAUUUAUUAAGUAGUAUUUUCUUUUAAAAACAAAAUAGCCAAGAAGUUUUUAAAGUCUGUUCAGGAACACUAUAAAUAUUAAUUUGCUUAUUAAUACAAAAGUUAAAUAAUAACGUUUGGCCACAUUGAUGUUUGUAUUGCCCCCCAAAAGUGGAUGCAAAUGUUAUGUAAAUCUGAGAUUUCAUUACCAACUUUAAUAAACAUUUUAUCAAAUUUAGAGAAAAAAGUCAAGACUAUUUUAUUUAAAUGAUUUGGUAUAAAAUUUAAUGAAGGAGAUUGGCUCAUUUUAAUUUAGUUAAUUUAAAAAAUAUAUUGGUUCUUAAUGCAGAUAUUAUUGGAAGAAUUGGAAAAGAAUUUCAGCUGUUUACCCUGGGAAUUGGGAGUAGUGACUAGGUCUCUUUCAUGAAAUACUAGAUUCAUUUUCAUUUAUGUCACGUAAUUGCAUAUCAAAUCAUAAUCAUAUUAGCAACAUAUCACACUGUAAAGUAGGGUUUCUCAUUCUUGGUAAUAUUGAGGUUUAGGGCUUGAUAACUAUUGUGGGGAACUGCCCUGUGCAUUGUAGGAUGUUUAGCUGUAUCCCUGUCCUCUGCCCACCAGAUGCCAGUAGCUCUUCUUCCACAGUAAUGACCAUGAAAAAUGUCUACACAAGGCUAAACCUCCCUUGGUGGGUGGGCUCAACAGCUCCCAGUUAAGAACCAUUGGAGUAAAGCAAUGUGAGUAGCAGAAUAAUCUCAGUUCACUUUAUGAAUUAAGCUAUGUAGCUACUUUAAUCACCAUUUACAUAUACUAAUAUAUGUUGCAUGAAUCUAAACCAUUUUUUAAAAUUGGGGUUUUUUUCACAUUUAUAGUAAGAUAUAUAUUUUUUUACAUCAGGAGUGAUAUUCAUUUAUAUACAUACUGAAGUUUAUGUGUCAUAAAAAUAUUUAUCCCUACAUUAUACAUAAUUAGUGUCAUUUUUUACAAAUGCUAAUUGUAACCCAUUGAGUUCAUGAUCUACAAAUGGAUUACUUUCCAUUUUUUGAAAAUGUCCUAAAACAAGUGCUAUGGAGCACUAAUAACAGCAAAGAUUUAGGAAGCAUUGUGUGCCAAGAACUGUUUUAAGUAUUUUAAAUGCAGCAACUGAUUUAAUUCUUAAAACAACUCUCUGAUUGGUAUUAUUGUUAUCCGUUUUUACAGAUAAGGAAAUUAAGACAUCAGAAUUAAGAAACCCAUUUAAGAUCACACAGCUAAUGAUUAGGGGAGCUGAGAGUCAAACCUAGAGGUCUAGCUCCAGAGUUCAUGCUCCCACUCAUUGUUUUUCAAAAGAAUGGUUAGAGUCAAAUGUAAAGAAUGUGAUUUCCUAAUUAUUUUUCAGUUGAAAUUGCAGUGUCUUACAGAUUUGAGGUGCCAUAGUAAAGAAAAUCAUUUCCUUGAGCACACAUUUAUUUAGUUACCACUAGCCACCUAGGAGGACAAGAUGGAAAAUGCUGCUGGGAAUUUAGGAACUGAAUUCUGAGUACAGGUUGAACACCCCUACUCCAGGAUGCUCUGAAUUCUGAAACUUAAGCAUUAACACUGAAAAAAGUUUUGAAUUUUGGAGUAUUUUUGAGUUUUGAAUUAGAGAUGCUCAGCCAGUAAAGUAUAUACAAAUAUACCAAAACCUGAAAAGCUUUAUGGUCCCAAGCAUUUCAGAUAAGGAAUACUCCACCUGUAAUACAAAACCCAAUCUGAGCUAUUCUAAGAAAAAGCUCUUUAUUGGCAAGAUGAUGAUGUAAAAUACUAGGAAUUUCUCCAGUUUUGUCGGUGGGCAUUCUGGCUGCCAACAGCCAAGGACUUUUAUUCCAGUUUAAAGCACCUCCUAGUUUCAGUUGUAAACUCUCAGGAAAUGACUAUUUGGCUUGACUUGAAUCAUAUACACACUGCUGUGAUCACGGUCUGAUAACAGCAGACACUGAACAGAAGAGAACCACUAUACUGCAUGGUACAAUUUAAAAAAAGAGAAUACAGGGCUGGGGAUGUAAUUCAGGGGUAGAGCACUUGCCUAGCAUGUGUCAGGCACUGGGUUCGAUCUUCAGCUCCACAUUAAAAAACAAACAAACAAAAAAAUAAGUUAUUGUGUCCAUCUAUAACUAAAAAUAUUUUUUAAAAAUAGAAUUCAGGAAUAAAAAUCACAUGUUCUAUUAAAAAAACAAUGCAAAUAGCCAACUGUAUCCAAAGUUCAGUUGAAGUAAUCCUUUUUUCAAGUGAAUAGGGUAUAUAUUUAAACGGUUUGGAAAGGUCUAAACCUGGAUCUUCUUAUUUCAUUGUUACUUUUUCCUCUGAAUAUAUAUAUAUUGUCUUCCAAUUGGCCAUAAUGUAGAAAUGAAAUACUUUUAAACAUAUUGAGCUUAACUAGUAACAACUAUACUCUUUGCAGAUUUCAAAUCAGAAUUUAAACUAUUUACAAUCUCUCCCCAUAUCGCAUAAGCUUAAAGAAAAAAGAAUUCAAUAGACCAGC